AUGAAGGCCAUCAUCAAGAUCGCCAUUGCGGCGACUUUGGUCGCUGGCGCAACGGCCCAGCCGCAUGCCCACCAGCACCGUCAUGCCCACGCAAAGAAGCACGAGCACGGUUCCCCAGUUGCUCUUGACAAGCGCUCUCCCGCCGUGGCUAUCGUCUACGAGACGCCCGUCGUCACCGAGUACGUCUACGAAGGCGAGGACAUCGAUGCCGAGAAGGCUAAGGCUGGCAUCGAAGCCGGUCUCUACCGUGUUGUCGGCGAGUCGACUCCCACCUUCGUUCCUCCCCCUCCUCCCAGCAGCACCUCGACCUCCAUCAGCAGCAGCUCAACACUGGCUGCCCAGUUCUUCGAGGUCAAGUCGAGCAGCACCCCGUCGCCCACGUCGACUUCAACGCCCGCUCCUGCUUCGACUUCCGCAUCCUCCUCCUCCUCUGACACCUCCACAGGAGAUGGUCUCGACAAGGAGUUCCAAGAUGGUGUACACGAUUGUGCCAACUACUUCCCCUCCGAGUACGGCGCUGUCCCCGUUGACUAUCUCGGACUCGGCGGUUACCUCAGUCUCCAGCAGCCGGCCGGUGGUUGGACUCUUGGUGUGAAGAUGAACAAUAUUGUUCAGCCUACCUCUGGCGAUCCUACUCCAGGCACUUUUGCGUCUUACCGUUGCCCCGAUGGCUACGGCAAGACUCAGUGGCCCGCGGACCAAGGCGCAACUGGCCAGUCCAUCGGUGGGCUGUACUGUGAUUCCGACAACAAGCUCUAUCUCUCCAACAAGGACCGCCCGAAGCUCUGUAUGAAGGGCGCCGGCGGUGUCAAGAUUGUCAACAAGCUGAGCAAGGUCGCCUGUGCUUGCCAGACGAACUAUCCCGCUGACGAGAAGAUGUCCAUCUCCCUCUGCCCCACCCCAGGUCAAACCCGAGAUAUGUUCAACCCUAUUGCUACCGAGUCCUACUACUGGCAGGGAACCCCUACUUCUGCCCAAUGGUACCUGAAUCCUCUUGGGUUUGACGCUGAGGACGCCUGCGUCUGGCUCAACCCCAACUAUCCGGACAACACCGGCAACUAUGCCCCUAUGAAUGCUGGCACUGGCCAGGACGUGAAUGGCGUGACCUAUCUUUCUAUCUUCGACAACUCGCCCAGCAGCUCCGCAAAGCUUGACUACAACGUUGCAAUCACCGGCGACAUUCUCGGUGGACCGUGUGCCUACACAGUCGGUGAAGGAUACUCGAACGGUGGCACUGGCUGCACUGUUACCCUCAAAAAGGGAGGUACAGCUUCCUUUGUUCUCUCCAACUAG
Phaeoacremonium minimum UCRPA7 is the source of this 1293-nucleotide messenger RNA. Its product is annotated as putative septation protein sun4 protein. Bases 1 to 1293 code for a protein of 430 amino acids. Gene Ontology annotation, cellular component: fungal-type cell wall; cell surface. Gene Ontology annotation, biological process: fungal-type cell wall organization. Lineage: Eukaryota; Fungi; Ascomycota; Sordariomycetes; Togniniales; Togniniaceae. The transcript is spliced from 2 exons. The record is from RefSeq and is a predicted model, not a curated record.